This is a messenger RNA of Penaeus chinensis, 6167 nucleotides long. RefSeq lists its product as uncharacterized. The record is from RefSeq and is a predicted model, not a curated record. Lineage: Eukaryota; Metazoa; Arthropoda; Malacostraca; Decapoda; Penaeidae. The transcript is spliced from 29 exons. Gene Ontology annotation, cellular component: membrane. Gene Ontology annotation, biological process: transmembrane transport. The coding region runs from base 125 to 3889 and encodes 1254 amino acids. Gene Ontology annotation, molecular function: transmembrane transporter activity.
GCUCCCCGCAGGAAGGCUGCCUGUCAUCUACAGAUGGGUAUAAAUCACGUGGUUAGCCUGUGGCAAUCGGGGGCGAAGAAAGGUACUGUUACGGCAACGGCAGAAGGGGAUAGUCAACACAAUAAUGAAAUGUCUAGGGUGGCAAGGAAAGACGAGUAAACAGAUGUCCAAAUUCGACGACCUGCUGAAGCAGCUCGGGACGGGAAUGUGGAACGUAUUCGUGGUCGUCGCCAUGUGCUACUGGAUACCGCAGAUCACCUGCCAGAACAUGGGAGCUGCUUUCUUGACGCCCGACCUGGCCCACACCUGCAGGCUGCCACCCGAAGCAGCCUCGGCAGCGAGCAACGACACCAGGUCGCAGUGCAGCUACAACGCCACGACCUCCAGCGGGAGCACCGAGGAACGACCCUGCAUCGAGUGGGACUUCGACAACUCCACUUUCACUAAUACCAUCACGUCCGAGUUCAGCCUGGUGUGCGGCCGAAGCUACCUGCGGGCGGCCUUCAAGAGCGUGUACUUCCUCGGCGGCUUCUUCGGCGCGAUGCUCAACGGCUGGCUCUCCGACAGGUUUGGUCGCAAAAUAAUGUUGACAGUAGGAAGCGUGAUCUUCACUCUCAUGUCCAAUAUACUUCCCUGGUUACCGAGUGUCGAUAUCAUGUUGUUGUUCCGCUUCACUAUGGGCGUCGCGCAGGUGGCCUCCAUCCAUGGAGGGUUCACACUAGCCAUGGAGGUAAGCGAACCGAAGUACAGGGCGGCCGUCGGCAUCCUCAUCUUCCUCCCGUGGGCCUUGUGCCUGAUCGUCCUCGGGGGCUACGGCUACCUCCUGCGGGACUGGCGUUGGCUCAGCGUCACGACCUCCCUGCCAUGCCUGCUCUUCCUGCCGAUGCUCCUAUUUCUGGACGAAUCGCCACGCUGGCUGAUCGUGCGCGGACGUUACGAAGAUGCGCUGCGCGUCCUCCGGAAGGCCGCGCGCUGGAACAAAGCUCAGCUGCCGCCCGAGGAGGAGCUCCGCGCCCUCAUGGACCACAUCAGGAAGGAGGGACUGACUGCGGCCGAGGAGGGCGACGCGUCCACCUCGGGCCUUGUCAGUUUCUUGAAGAAAGUAGCGGAGGACGUCGUUGUGCUUGUGAGAACGAGGAGGAUGCGCAGCAUUACGCUGUCGUUCUAUGCCCAGUUCUUCGUGCUGGGAAUGGUGUACUACGGCCUCUCGUUCGGCGCGGACAAGCUGGGGGUGGACCCGUUCGUGUACAUGGCGGUCAGCGGAGUAAUGGAGGUCCCUGGCGGCACACUGACCAUCCCUCUGGCGGAGAAGAUGGGCAGGAGAGCCUCGAGCACGCUGUCCUUCGUGAUCACCGCCGGAUCGCUGCUGGUGCUCGGCUUCAUCCCAGAUGUGUUGGAGUGGCUGGUGCUCACAAUGGCCAUGUUGGGUCGGCUGGCCAUCACAGCAGCAUACCAGAUUGUGAUACUGUACGUCAGCGAAAUUUUCCCGACUGAAGUACGAGUUCGGGGGAUCGGGACCUGCACUAUGAUGUCAGCAAUUGGGGCCAUGUUGGCGCCCUUUAUUCUGGAAACCCUUGGCUCCAUCAAGCCAUGGGUGCCAUUGGUCAUGUUCGGUGUGGCAGCCUUCGUGGCCAGCCUGACCACGUUCUGGCUGCCGGAGUCUCAUGGUGCGCCCAUGCUGGACACCGUGGCAAGUCUGGAGGCCGCCCACAAAGCGCCCAAGGAUGCGAGGGCUUCUUCAUUGGACCACGAAAUAACGGACAAAUCUGCUGGGCAUGCAGAUAUUAAGAAAUUAGAUACCAUGCAUGGCAGAACAGGAACUCAUCUCAGCGACAUAGUACAUGGAAUGGAUGACCUAUGGGAAAACCAUGUUAUGACAGACAAAAAGGUCCAAAAAGAGGAAUGCAACCGUGAAAAUGAAUGGUGUGACACUACCAGAUGGGCAGGUAAUGAAAAUGGGUAUUUAGAAGUAACAGAAGUGGAUAAAAUCAAGGAACAAAAUAUGUUCCUUGAUAUAAGAGAACUUAAUAGCAAGAAUGAAAUCUAUGGCAUUAAUACGUGGGCUCUCUCUACUUUGAUAGGUGUGACCCCGCAGCUUUCUUAUGGAAAGCUCUACGAUGAAGAGAGUGGGAAAAAAAUGCAAACAAAGCCUGGUUUGAAACGAGUUGGCGUGACACACGCACACACACCUACGCACGCACGCGCAGGAAGCUCUACGAAAACCAAGAACGAUAAUAGUGUGGUAGAUCAUCUCGUCUCCAAGAUGUCCAAAUUCGACGACCUGCUGAAGCAGCUCGGGACGGGAGUGUGGAACGUGUUCGUGGUCGUCGCCAUGUGCUACUGGAUACCGCAGAUCGCAUCCCAGAGCAUGGGCGCGGCCUUCAUGACGCCCGAGCUUGACCACUCGUGCCGCCCCCCGCCCGACGCCUUCCAAGACGCCCGCGGCGCCACCAGCUUCCAGUGCGAGUACAACGCCACGGUGUCGGAGGGCAGCGUCGAGGAGCGCGCGUGCACGCGGUGGAACUACGACAACUCCACCUUCGUCAACACCCUGACUUCAGAGUUCGACCUGGUGUGCGGCCGAAGCUACCUGCGGGCGGCCUACAAGAGCGUGUACUUCCUCGGGGGGAUGUUCGGGGCCAUGCUCAACGGCUGGCUCUCCGACAGAUUCGGUCGCAAAACCAUGCUGGUCGUCGGCAGUGUGAUGUACUCCGUCCUGGCCAACAUCCUUUCCUGGCUUCCGAACUUCUCGGUCAUUCUGGCCCUUCGCUUCUGGAUGGGUCUGAUGCACCCUACGUCGAUUCACGCAGGAUACACACUAGCCAUGGAGGUGAACCAGCCCAAGCACAGGGCAGCCUCCGGCAUCCUCAUCUUCCUUCCGUGGGCCUUCGUCAACAUCGCCCUCGCAGGCUACGGCUACCUUCUGCGGGACUGGCGCUGGCUCAGCUUCACGAUCUCCGUCCCCGCCCUGCUCUUCCUGCCGGCGCUCUGGUUCAUCGACGAGUCGCCGCGCUGGCUGAUCGUGCGCGGCCGCUACGACGACGCGAUGCUCGUCCUCCGGAGAGCAGCGCGCUUGAACAAGGUCGAGCUGCCGCCCGAGGAGGAGCUUCGUACUCUUAUGGAGCACAUCAAGAAAGAGGCUCUAGUCGAAGGCAGAGCAGGCAAAGCUUCAACUCCAGGUUUUAUCAAUGCUUUAAAGGUUAUAGCAAAAGAAGUUACAGUACUGGUUAAAACGAGGAGAAUGCGCAGUAUUACGCUUUCGUUCUACGCGCAGUUCGUCGUACUUGGAAUGGUCUACUACGGCAUCUCGUUCGGCGCCGACAAGCUGGACGUGGACCCGUUCGUGUACAUGGCGGUGAACGGCGUGGUGGAGAUCCCUUCCGGCACGAUAACCAUCCCUCUGGUGGACAGGCUGGGGAGGAGGUUGUCGUGUACGCUGUCCUUUGUGAUCACCGCCGGCUCGCUCAUGGUUCUCGGAUUCAUCCCAUCAGGACUGAAUUGGCUCGUAAUCAUGAUGGCCUUGGUGGGCAAACUGGGCAUAUCGAUAGCAUACCAGGUCGUGUUCCUUUACGCCUGCGAGCUCUUCCCGACCGAGGUGCGCGUGCGUGGACUCGGAACAUCAACCAUCCUGGCGAAGGCGGGCGCAAUGGUUGCCCCCUUCAUCUUGGAAAUUCUGGGCAACGUGAAGGCGUGGCUGCCGCUGGUGCUCUUCGGCGUUGCGGCGUUCCUGGCUGGCGUGGUCACGUUCUGGCUGCCCGAGUCGCUCACGGCGCCCAUGCUGGACACCGUGGCUGAGCUGGAGGCCGCGUAUGGGGCCAGGGACGCCAGGGACGCCACAGAUGAGCAUCAAAUGGAGCAGCCAAACGAAACUACCAGAGAGCAGGCCUAAAGGUGAUGGCCAGAGUCGGGAAACAAAUUCCAAUUUGUAUUUUUAAACCUGUUGUUUGGUAAUAUAUGAAGAAUUUUACCGACUCCGAAUUUAUAAGACGGGUAAUUUUGGUGACAUCCUAGCUGAAAGUGUUGUGGCCACGUGGCAUUCGAAUUUCGGGGAAAGCGCGAGAAGCCUGGAUGACUUCCUAGAAGCGCCUCCCUGAACGACACCGUCUGAACUCCCCCAUCCCCUCCCAAAGCGACCUAUUUUAACGAUAUAAGAUGUAAGCAUUUUUGGUGAGCUUUCGUCUUCUUGGGGCUGAAAAUAGUCUCUCUUAUGAAUGCCAAAGCCUCUCAAGUUUUUAGGAAAUCUGAAACGCCAUUGAAGGAUCCCUUUAAAAUGCAACCUUUUCAGGCAUCUUCACAUGGCCCCUGGAUCAUUCUUCCUCAAAGAUUUACAAUGUCAUCCUUCAAGAUAUAUAUUUCUCAGAGAAUUGAGCCUUUUUGAUAGAAUUUGAUAGAUUUUGUAGCUGUGGUGAAGUUUUUCAUUUCUAUUCCCAACCCUUAUAUAUCUUCACAAUUCACAUACUAUAAAUAUGUUGAAAGACAGCUGACUAUCAUAAAACGAAACUAAUGGACGAGAAACUAUGGCCUGGAAAGAAAUAUCUCCUAAAUUGUGGAUUGUGCAUUCUUUUGAUACUUAAAAUUCGCGGUCUUGGCAAGUUUUGCAAAAAGCAUGAACCCAUUAUUUACUUACAACACUGUAAGUCAUCGUGGUUGGUACAACUUCGGACAGAAAUGUCUGAUACAUCAAGGUGGAUCAUACUGGGCUGAGGAUUUUUCUCCAAGACUCUAGCAUAUUAGCAAAUUAAUUGUUUAACAGAAGUGAUCAUAAUUUUGAACUUUCCCUCUCCACACACACACACACACACACACACACACACACACACACACACACACACACACACACACACACACACACACACACACACACACACACACACACACACACACACACACACACACACACACACACACACACACACACACACACACACGCGCGCGCACACACACAACUACUAUCAGAACAUUAACAGAAAUGCCACAGCUAAUGGUAAAGCAUGGCGUGUGCAAUGCAUGGUAUAUUUUGAAAUGUUCCCUCCGACAUACGAAUUCAAGUCUUAUGUGCAAAUAAGGGCAUUUAGUCAGGUAUUAAAUGUUUCAUAGGUUGCAUAACACAUUUAAAAAGUCUACAUCUACGAACUUGUAGACACAUACACACACAAACAAAAGAUGAAAAUGAAAGUCUUCUGUACUGAAUAUGGGAUGAAAGCAAACAACACGGGUGAAUCAAGCAACUCUAGUGAAAUACCAGUUGAUUCGGCGUGAGACACGAUGGCCGUGUUGAGAAAUCGCCUACUGUGACGUCAAUCAAAGCUUCUUGUAUUCUCUGCAGAUCGAUUUUAGUUUUACUGUCCGCGCGUACUUCAGAGGUGAUUUUUGUGAGAAUUAUUUAUCAGGCAUAUAUAUAUAUAUAUAUAUAUAUAUAUGUUAUAUAUUAUAUAUUAUAUAUAUUCAGAAUGAACUGCUUUUGUGUUGUAAGCUUUCUUUCUUUUUCUUUACCUCAUUAUAUUUUAAGUAUUUACUAACACAUACACGCACACCCACACACACACACACACACACACACACACACACACACACACACACACACACACACACACACACACACACACACACACACACACACACACACACACACACACACACACACACACACACACAAACACGUUAUAAAGGAAACAUAAUUUGAAGCGGAUGCUGCCAUAUUCUAUCACUUAAAUGUCUAUCUCAAAGCAUUCUGCUAAACUUUCCUUCCACUGUUAUAUUCGCAGGAACAUUGUAUACUAUCUCACUUGGUAAGUAUCAUUUUACAGAAUGUAGUUUUGGCUUUUACAUCUUUUACAUUUACAUAUACUGCAUUGAUAACCGCGCUGAUAUCGGUAUGUUACAUUAAAGUGUGUCAGGAAAUGAUAAUUCGAACCUGUUACCCAAUUUGAGUUAUUUUACACACCAUAGGAAGAAAGAACUAGCAGUCCUUGGAGAGGGAGAAGCAACUCUGCAAACCUGAAGAAACUCGUUCCAAAGUUGAGCUUCAGAACUUAAGCGACAGACUUUCGACAGGGCGUGGGGCUAUAUUCUUUUCCUCUCUUCAGAAUCAUGCUUCACUUUUAGAAAAUUGUUCAUUAUAGACCCACUAGCUGAUUUAUUUGUAACCAAAAAAAAGUGUCCUGCAA